UGCACAUCGCCUCUCACUUUCUCUCACACUGCUUUUCAUCAUACACACACACACAUACAAACAGCUCUUUAAACAGCUGCUAUUUCUUUAAGUGCAUGCUUCUCAGUUAACCUCAGUCGGGUCGAUGUAUAUAGACGCGUUCAAACGGAUCCUCUUUGAAAGGCUCAACUGCUUGAAGAGAAUGUGUGUGUGUCAGCGCCAGGGCAGCUCCUUCGCCAUGUCUAAGACGGCGGUGAAGAAGCUGCACUGGCGCUCCAAGGUGCUGGACAGCUUCGUGCCCCUGCUGGGGUCCUCGGGGGAGCUGGGGGUCUCCAUCGGGGGAGGGGCAGACUACGGAGAGUUCCCGUUCGUCACCUCGGCGCCCGGUGGAGGACUCACGGUGGGAAACGUCAUCCUGGAGAUCGGGGGCACGCCGGUGUUGGGGAUGACGUUAGGAGAUGUCCGUGGGGUCAUAAACUCCUGCCCUCAUCCAAUCAGGAUCAAGACCGUCGCUCCAGGCUCCUCACUGUGCAAGGAUCUCAGGUUGUAUCUGAGCAAGUGUUUCACUCCCGGCUCGGUGGACAGCCAGCUCCAGCAGGUCAUCAGAGAGAACCUGUACCUGCGAGCGGUUCCCUGCACCACCAGACAGCCCAGAGACGGGGAGAUCUCCGGCGUAGAUUACAACUUUGUGUCCAUCCAGGAGUUCUUCUCUCUGGAGGAGUCGGGAGCGCUGCUGGAGAGCGGGAAGUUCAAAGGGAAUUACUACGGCACCCCCCGCCCCGUGCACAUCAGCGCAGAGAGCCCCCCCAUCACCUACCAGGAGCACCGGAACCUGCUCAGGAACUUCAGAACGAGGAGCAAGUCCCUCAGCAACCUGGAGAAAAGUGCAGAGGACGCGGAGAACAGCGAGGACGACUCGGGACUCUCAGGAGGCUCUGCAGGGCUCAGCAGCAGCAUCCCCCCCCCACACCGCCCCCCCGGCCGGCCCCGGGCCUCCAGCAGCGGUGGGGAGAGUCGAGGGUUUGAGAGCGGGAUGAUCGGCCGGCGGCUCAGAGGAGUGACCCCCGACCUCUGGGAGCAGGCCUUCAGCGACCCCGGGGACUCCUACUACUCAGAUCGUCACACAAAGAGGACCAACUGGCAGAGCCCUCGAGCCCCGAGCAGGGAGAGCGUCUACCAGAACGAAUGGUUCACGGACCAGCCCCUGGAGCUGCGAGGCUUCCCGGUUCACGCUCUGCUCACGAAAGGUUCCCGAGGGUUUGGGUUCAACAUCGUGGGAGGCAGCCGGCCCAGAGAGUUCCUGCAGAUCUACAGCGUGACGUCCAGCGGACCCUCGGUGCUCCAGACAGCGGACAUCCUGGUGUUCAUCAGCGGAGUGUGUGUGUUGGGGUUUUCCCACAAAGAGGCGGUGGAGCUGCUGCAGGCGGUGCCCUCGGGCCACAGUGUGGACGUGGAGGUUACCCGGGGUUACCCCAUGCUCUACACCCCCGACGGCUGCCCCAAGCUGCCCCCCCCCCAGGCUCCUGUCCCCCCCCCCACCACCACCCAGCCUAAGCCCCGCCUCCCGACCCCCACGCCCCCCCACCAUCACCUGCACUUAAACUACAGCUACACGGAGCCGGGGGGGGUCGAUCUGGACGCCAACGGCAACACCGUGUCUUUCUCCUCCAGACCCCCCCCCUCGUACAGGCGCUCCAGCAUGAGCAACGCCGCCUCGUCGCCCCCCACCCGGCCCCCCCGCCACCUGAGGAGCCUGACCCGCCUGCAGGCCUUCGACCCGACGCUCGCCAGCCAGAGCGACAGCGAGGUGGUGUCGGCCAUCGGGUCACACAGGUCUUCGAUGAUCCGUAACCACAACAACAACUCUCUCUCCGCCCCCCAGCCCCCGCCCCGCUACGGCUUCAAGUCUUCAGAGAGCGACCUGUCCUCCGGCAACAUGUCCACCUCCCGCCUGCCGCUGCCCCUCUCCCCCCACAGAGCCUCCUCCUCCCCCCACAGACCCUCCUCCUCCCCCCACAGAGCCUCCUCCUCCCCCCACAGACCCUCCUCCUCCCCCCACAGCACGUCCCCGCACCUCUUCAGACCGCAGAGCUCCCACCUGAGACCCCCAGUGACCCCCGAGCACCAGAACCACCAGCAGCACCAGCAGCACCACCAGAACCACCACCAGAACCACCAGAACCACCAGAACCACCGGGGCGUCAAUGGCUUCCCUCUCUCCUCUCCCGGGGGGGUGAGUGUGGGCAGUCUGAGCGGGGGGGAGCUGGUCCCGGUGGCUCUCUCUCAGACGGAGGGGGAUCAGGGUCUGGGCUUCAGCGUGACGGCGGGGGGGCCGGGGGGCCGCAUGAGCCUUGUGAGGAGGGUCUGGGACAGGAAGCAGUGCGGCGCCCUGCAGCCGGGGGACGCCAUCGUGAAGAUCAACGGGGCGGACGUCCAGAGCCUCAGCUUCACACAGGUGCAAACUAUCCUGCAGGAGCACACCAAGCAGGCGGAGGUCAUCCUGCUGGUUUACAGAGGAGGCAUCUAUCACUCGUCCGUCUCCCCCGGCUCCCUGAGGAGACUCCCCCCUCCUCUGCUCCGCCCCCCCUCCCCCCCAGGCUCAGACUCCUCCCACUUCCUCCCUGACUCCCUCUCUGUUCCCCGGACCUCCCACAGCGCCCCCCCCUCCCCGGCGCCCCACCUGCGCUCCUCCUCCCUGGUCCAGAGCACCAGCUUCCUGGAGUCCAUCCCGGUGACGCUGACCAUGGAGCCGCGCGACUGGAUCAACACGGGGCUGGAGGACGAGGCGGGGGGCGUCCCGACGCAGGACCUGGGUCUGGAGAGGGGGGGGAAGACCAGGCCCCUCCGAGGGUUUGACGUGGAGCUGAGGAGGAAACCGGGCGAGGGAUUCGGGUUCGUCAUCGCAUCGCAGGACGUGGAGAACGGAAAAGCCGCCUCGCUCCUCCCUCACCGGUUUGUGACGGUGCGUCGCGGCAGCCCGGCGGCGAAGAGUGGUCAGAUCCGCCCGGGGGACCGUCUGGAGGCGCUGGAGGGCCGCUCCGUGGUCACGCUGCCCCACCGGGAGCUCGCUCAGAUCCUCCGGAGGGCCGGGAACAGUCUGAGGCUCACCAUCGUGCCCCGACCCAGCACCUAUUCUUCAAGCGUUUCAGAAACCACCGAGUAUGACCCCGCGCACAGGAGCAAAAAGGGUCAAAGGUCGCGUCCAAAGCGUGACUCCAGGUACUACAGCGUGGAUUUGGACCGCGGCUCCUCAGGCUUCGGCUUCUCCCUGCGGGGGGGCAGUGAGUACAACAUGGGGCUGUACGUCCUGGGGCUGAUGGAGGGGGGGCCGGCCUCCAGGAGCACGAGGAUGCAGGUGAGCGAUCAGCUGGUGGAGAUUAAUGGAGACAGCACCUUAGGGAUGACCCACAGUCAGGCUGUGGAGCAGAUCAGGAGAGGAGGACAUCGCAUCCACCUGAUCCUGAAGAGAGGCAACGGAUACGUGCCCGACUACGUGGAGCUCUCCAGUCUCUCUCUCUGUAUGACCAACUCUAAGCUGGGCGAGCCUUGCUUCUAUGUGAUUGGACGGACAGAGAAUACGCGGUUGGUAAUGGUUCCUGCCGUGAGCACGGGCUCUCCCCCCCCUCCCCCCUGCAUCACCCCCAGCAGCAGGGUGUGGCUGCAGUGA
This is a messenger RNA of Trematomus bernacchii (emerald rockcod), 3646 nucleotides long. It is a transcript of the gene magixb, whose product is annotated as membrane-associated guanylate kinase, WW and PDZ domain-containing protein 2. The record is from RefSeq and is a predicted model, not a curated record. Lineage: Eukaryota; Metazoa; Chordata; Actinopteri; Perciformes; Nototheniidae. Gene Ontology annotation, biological process: signal transduction. Gene Ontology annotation, molecular function: protein binding. Gene Ontology annotation, cellular component: cytoplasm.